Molecule: messenger RNA, 3479 nt
Organism: Acomys russatus (golden spiny mouse)
Lineage: Eukaryota; Metazoa; Chordata; Mammalia; Rodentia; Muridae
Gene: Dcaf15
Product: DDB1 and CUL4 associated factor 15
Exons: 13
Coding region: 913-2397 (494 amino acids)
Biological process (GO): protein ubiquitination
Cellular component (GO): Cul4-RING E3 ubiquitin ligase complex
Source: RefSeq, a predicted model, not a curated record
ACCCCGCUCAGAGUCCCGGCUACCGGCUCUGGGCAUCCUCUGUUUGAUGCUUCCUCUCUCUGUACCAGCUCUGACCAUCUCCGGAGUUGGGAUCUCUGGGGUCUGCCUCACUCAUUGAAUGGAGGAGUGUUUCCUGAGCAGGGCGGGCAGGGUCUUCUCAGAGUGGAAGCCACUGAUCAGGGCUCUGUCUCCCUUGUCAGAGGCCACCUGCAAGGGCGGGAACGCGAAUGGUCUGUUAGGUGGGCGCCCGCGGAAGGAGAAUGCCUACGCGCACUGCAAGUUGGGAAGUGGGUGAGGGCAACGCUGUGCCUCCACCUUUUAACCGGUGCUCCCGAGGCAAGGCUGUGGCUCUAGCCUAGACGCUCCCCGGGCAAGGGUUAUAUCCUCUCAGGAAGGCUUGGCUGACAGAACCAUUCUCUUUAUGGAUUGCGAUGAACUGAGGGCAAGGUGCCAGCCCUUUUCCGUGCAGCUCUUUUCCCAACUAGAUGGCUAUCUCUUGAAGGCGGGCCAAAACAGCUCCCCAGUGGUCAGCUUUAUGCCUGUCAGUUUCCUAAGAUCUUUCCUUGGUGAUGUUUUAGGAUAUGACAGUUGGUUGGCAGGUAGCAGUUAAUUAAGACGGGGGUUUGGUUAAUAAUGGAUUGGAGGCAACUUGGGAAUAGUGGUUCUUUAGGCUCUGGGGCCAAUGGGAUGGCGCCAUAGGCACUGGCAUUUGUCGCCAAACCUAAUAAUAUCAGCGGGCAGCUCUCACCUCGUCUUUUUCGGAAGCUGCCCCCCAGGGUGUGCGUGUCCCUCAAGAGCAUCGUAGACGAGGAUUUUCUGUAUGCAGGCCAUAUCUUUCUGGGAUUUUCCAAGUGUGGCCGCUAUGUCCUCUCCUAUACCAGCAGCAGCGGGGACGACGACUUCUCCUUCUACAUGUAUCACCUCUACUGGUGGGAGUUCAACGUCCACAGCAAGCUCAAGCUGGUCCGGCAGGUGCGCCUCUUCCAGGAUGAGGAGAUCUACAGUGACCUGUACCUGACUGUGUGUGAGUGGCCUAGCGACGCGUCCAAGGUCAUCGUGUUUGGUUUCAACACCCGCUCAGCCAACGGCAUGCUAAUGAACAUGAUGAUGAGUGACGAGAACCAUCGUGACAUCUACAUCAGCACUGUGGCCGUGCCACCUCGGGGCCGCUGUGCUGCCUGCCAGGAUGCCAGUCGUGCCCACCCAGGGGACCCAAGCGCACAGUGCCUGCGGCACGGCUUCAUGUUGCACACCAAAUAUCAGGUGGUGUACCCCUUCCCCACCUUCCAGCCCGCCUUCCAGCUCAAGAAAGACCAGGUGGUGCUGCUCAACACCAGCUAUUCCCUGGUGGCCUGCGCUGUCUCCGUCCACUCGGCAGAGGACAGCAGUUUCUGCCAAAUCCUAUACGACCACACAGCUUUGCCCCCGGCCCCGCCCAGCUCACCAGGACCUUGGAGCCCUGAAGCAGUCCCUGCCUUCUCCAGCCUCGGCCUUGAGGUGGUCUCAGCCAGGCCCUCUGGUGCCCCGGAGCCCUCCCCAGCCAUUGCCAAGGCCAAGGAGUUUGUGGCUGACAUCUUCCGCAGGGCCAAAGAGGCCAAGGGAAGUACCUUGGAGGAAACUCGGCUGCCCUCUGGUCUGGGGCCCUCAAGCAGCCGCUGCCGCCCAUCCUCAGAGCCACCAGCCCCGAGUGGGGAAGUGGUGCCCAGGGACAGCCCUCCUGCUGCAGAGGCUUCUGCCCCGGAGCCUGGCUACAUCAACUACACCAAGUUGCACUAUGUGUUGCGGUCUGGGGAAGGGACAGAGCCUGAGGAUGAAUUUGAAGAUGACAAGAUCUCCCUGCCUUUUGUGGUGACUGACCUCCGUGGUCGCAACUUACGGCCCAUGCGAGAGCGGACAGACAUGCAGGGUCAGUACCUGACAGUGGAGCAGCUCACACUGGACUUCGAGUAUGUCAUCAAUGAGGUCAUCCGCCACGAUGCCACCUGGGGUCACCAGUUCUGCUCUUUCAGUGACUAUGACAUAGUCAUCCUGGAGGUCUGCCCAGAAACCAACCAGGUCCUGAUCAACAUUGGUCUGCUGCUCCUGGCCUUCCCAGCCCCCACUGAGGAGGGCCAGCUCCGACCAAAGACAUAUCACACCAGUCUCAAGGUGGCCUGGGACCUCAACACAGGCAUCUUUGAGACAGUCAGCGUGGGGGACUUAACAGAGGUCAAAGGACAGACCAGUGGCAGUGUCUGGAGCUCCUACCGGAAGAGCUGUGUGGACAUGGUCAUGAAAUGGCUGGUACCAGAAAGCAGUGGCCGCUAUGUGAACAGAAUGACCAACGAGGCACUGCACAAAGGGUGCUCAUUGAAGGUUUUGGCAGACAGUGAGCGGUACACUUGGAUUGUGCUGUGAGGGCUGCACCGCCCUGGACCCUGACUCCAACUACCUCUGCGGGCUCAGGAGAGGACUGCCUUCCUGGGCUGGCCCUACAGGGGCCACAGUCGGCACUAGUGUUAGGUUGCGGGAUGGGACUGGUGCAGCAGCCUCUGGUGGCCCAAAGUCUGGAUGCGUCUUUAUUUAUGCCUAUUUAAGUUGGGAAAGGGCAGAAAGGAGCCCCUCCAGCCAGGCCUGCCCCUGCAAAGCCCCGCCUGCUUCCUGUGCUCUGGCCCUUUCCUGGGCUGCAGGUGUAUCCCUCCAGGGAGGCCCAGUGGUUCCAGCCUCCCUCACCUGGGGUGGGGACCCUGUGGCCACCUUGCCUUGUUCUUCAUGUACUAAAUGCUUUAUUUCUGAUCCUGGCUGGUGUCCCCUUUCUGUCCUCAGCGCACACCCCCCACCAACCCUGCCCCAGUCAUCAGUAGACAAAGAUCACAGCAGUAUUUAUUGUUUUAAGAAAGACUACAAAAAGGUAGAAAACAGCACACUAAACUACCACGCGCGUGGAUACUUUCACCACUGGGAAGGGAGGCCCCAUGGGGAGUGUGCAGGACCACCCCAAAAGCUUUAGCACGCGGAGCACACAAAAUAGUGAUUUCUAUACGAUAGGCCAGAUUUUCCUUUUUUUUUUCCAUAAACAUCUAUCACAGAUUGAAGACACUGAGAAAACGGGAACGGAUAAGGCCAUGAUGGUUGGAAAAAAACCCAACAAGUUACUGACUCCGCUCAAGCGGCACUCACUAAUCACAAUAGUUAUGGGGGUAAGGGGGCACGGCACGGAGGAGAAGCAUCUCUGGGAGCAGGUUUCGGUCACAAGCUGGUGGGGUGGAAGGCGCAGGGCGCGGCCUCAGGUCUGGAGCACCUGGCCCUGCAGCCAGCCCGGUGUUCCUCUUUGGAAGCUGGAGGCCGCGGGCCCUUCACAAUAAGCCCCUCUCUGGGCUGCGGGGCCAGGAGAACCCAGCUCUGGAGAAGGUGCGACACCCACAGCUUUAAUUGCACUUAUACCAAGAAAGGGGAGCAGUGGGGCUGCUGCUGCUGCUGACAGUGGGGGGGGGUCCCAA